Molecule: messenger RNA, 330 nt
Organism: Mitosporidium daphniae
Lineage: Eukaryota; Fungi; Microsporidia
Product: 60S ribosomal protein L36
Exons: 2
Coding region: 1-330 (109 amino acids)
Biological process (GO): cytoplasmic translation
Cellular component (GO): cytosolic large ribosomal subunit; ribosome
Molecular function (GO): structural constituent of ribosome
Source: RefSeq, a predicted model, not a curated record
AUGACCUCUUCGCCUUCCUCACUUCCUUCUCGUUCUGGGAUCGUUGUUGGACUCAACAAGGGACAUGUCACAGCUCGAAAGGCCCUUCCUCCAAAACCAUCCAACCGCAAAGGACACCUUGGAACUCGCGUAAAGUUUGUCCGCUCUCUUAUCAGGGAGGUCGUCGGAUUUGCUCCAUAUGAGAAGCGUAUUAUGGAGUUGCUAAAAAACAACAAAGACAAGCGUGCACGGAAGCUCGCAAAAGCCCGUUUGGGAACUUAUAUCCGUGGAAAGAAAAAGGUCGAGGAGCUUUCUAAUGUCAUUAUCGAGUCUCGUCGUAUGCUCCAUUAA